Molecule: messenger RNA, 2212 nt
Organism: Guyanagaster necrorhizus
Lineage: Eukaryota; Fungi; Basidiomycota; Agaricomycetes; Agaricales; Physalacriaceae
Product: MFS general substrate transporter
Exons: 19
Coding region: 1-2046 (681 amino acids)
Biological process (GO): transmembrane transport
Cellular component (GO): plasma membrane
Molecular function (GO): transmembrane transporter activity
Source: RefSeq, a predicted model, not a curated record
AUGUUUCCCCGUCUCGUUCCUACGGAAUUCUUUUGGUUUGAAAUGGUUCGGGCCAGACUUUCCGGUUUCCGCUCUCAGUUAGAGGGGAUGCUCUUCGGUAAUGAAAUCCCUUGCAAGACCAAUUACUUUUAUGUAUUGAAAGCCAAUUUCUUUGGGAGAUCAAAUCUCCCUGGUCGUAUUCAUAUCUCUAGGUUCCAUGAGUGUGGUCUUCUCCCCGUACUCAUGCAUUUCCCGCCAGUCCGUCCUAUUCCUUUUGGUACCAUGGUCCGACAGAUGUCCAGCUCCGACCUUGAUGAUAUCUUCUCUACGACUCACGACCGCACCACAGUGGAUGAAAAGCCUAUUUCAGAUCCUCCAGAUCCUUCUUCAAGAUACGGCGGUGCCGAUGACGUGGGGACGCCUUCUAUCCUCACAUUAGACUCUUCGUCUUCGACGAUUCUUGACAAAAGCGAACAAGUGCCUCAGCAUCUCUCAACGUUCAGAAUUCUCAUGGUCCACAUCGGGGCUGCUUUAACGCUGUUUCUUGCUACGACGGAUGCUAAUAUUGUUUCGACGAGUUUACCAACGAUUUCGAAUGACCUUGGAGCUUCAGAGUCCGAGUACACCUGGGUCGGUGUUGCGUACAUGUUGACCCAGACUGCAUUUCAACCCCUCUAUGGAAGAAUAUCCGAUGUUGUGGGCCGAAAGUGUUUGUUAUUGGCGAGCGUGAUAAUUUUUGCCCUUGGAAAUUUAGUGUGUGGACUUAGCAAUAGUAUCACCAUGCUCAUUGGGUCUCGUGCCCUGGCAGGAGUUGGUGGCGGCGGUAUCGUGAGUUCAGUGUGGGUCAUUACAGCUGAAAUCGUCGAGGUACAACAUCGGGCCAAGUGGUCACAGGCCUUGAGCAUUACAUGGAGUUGCUCGGCCAUUGCAGGUCCUCUGUUGGGGGGCCUUUUCAGUGGCGACACGGACUCUGUUCUAAGCUGGAGGUGGGGAUUCUACCUCAAUCUACCUAUCUGCGCGGUCGCUACGCUAGUACUUGUCUGUUCUCUCCACGGGGUCAGCUUACAGAGGUCUAGUAACUAUACAUUGCGCACUAUAAUUCAGCGAUUCGACUUUGGAGGCUUGAUUCUUUUCAUGGCAGGGACAUCUUUUAUCGUCGUGGGAUUUAGUUUUGCGGAUGAGAACGGUUGGAAAUCUGUGACGACGAUAAUGAUGCUAGUGCUGGGUCUCCUUAUUCUUAUUGGCGGUGGGGUUUAUGAGAUGAAUACCGGCCGGGACUGUCUGUUUCCAACAACAGUAUUUACCGAUCAUUCUGCGAUCAUAAUCCUUGUCGUUACCUUUGUCCACAAUUUUGCUUACAAUGCUGGGCUGUUCUACCUCGCGUUCUUCUUUCAGUCGGUUGGCAACUACACCCCUUUGCAAGCUGGUAUCAGACUCCUUCCAUUUUCUUUGGGCUCUUCGCUUGCAUCAAUGCCGGCUGCGUGGUUCAUUGCUUACUGGCAGUCUCGCCGUCGGGACCUAAGUGGCCAGAACUGGAUUAUGUCGCUCGGUCUGCUUAUUUCGACCGUUGGCUUCGGGCUCCUCAUUCUCCUGAGAGCAGAGGCGUCGGACGUACAGGAAGUCUUGUUCCCACUGAUCUGUGGGAUUGGGAUGGGGGUUAUGUUACAUGCACCUUAUCAGAUUUUUGUGAGGACACUCAAAUCACAAGAGCUAGCGACGGGCACGAGUGCGUUCUUUCUGGUCCGCUUCACCGGAGCAACAGUCGGACUCGCUGUUUCGGGCAGCAUCUUUUACGCUCGAGUAUCAAGCCGUUUGCCAUCGGGCCUGCCAAUAGAAAUCCAAGGAUCAUCUCUGGACUUUAGUGGGCUCAACUCGAUCGAGCCCGUGUCAUUGCAGUGGGAGGUUUUGAAUAUUGUCGCGACUUCUGUUCAGACCAUCUGGGUCGUUUGUACACCCUGUCUGGGGCUCGCCUUCUUGCUAUCUCUGUUGGUGCGGAAGCUACCGAUUGACCGGUCAGCAGAUGGUGAUUCGGAGAAACACAUAUCCACGGGUGGUAGUACUGCAUGAAGUGUGGACGUAUGAGAAGGACUCGAAAUACUUUAUAACGGUAUGUAUAAUUAUAUACUGGGUUUCUUUGUCGCAUCCCAGUGCAUUAUAAUAAAGAUAUAGAUAGAUAUGUAGACGAAUCCAAGGGAUCUCUACUUAGUUCCAUAUAGCAAUGUAUCGAUUGGCC